Vitis riparia (riverbank grape) is the source of this 1377-nucleotide messenger RNA. RefSeq lists its product as uncharacterized. The coding region runs from base 125 to 1066 and encodes 313 amino acids. Lineage: Eukaryota; Viridiplantae; Streptophyta; Magnoliopsida; Vitales; Vitaceae. The record is from RefSeq and is a predicted model, not a curated record. The transcript is spliced from 3 exons.
UGUUUCAUUUUCAAAAUUUGUCUUUGACUCUACAUAUCUCUCUCUUUUCACUUUCCAUAUUCCCUCGAGAUUUAAUACAAACACCAAACCUUUCACAAUCGAGAUCUCGCUCCAACAACCAGUCAUGCCUUCAGGUCCAAAGAGAAGAAAAGCAGCCAAGAAAAAGAAGCAACAGACACCCAUCUUCCGUUCAUCACCUACUAUUCAAGGAAAUGUUUCUCAAAACCAUCAUAAACUAGAUUCAGAAGUUGAGGCAAGAGAGACUGAUUCUUCAGCUUUUGAAGUCGAUUGUACCCACAUGGAAGAAGAAUCUGCAAACUACAUGGUGGAGGAUAUCCAGAAAGAAGAAUUUCAACUUGAUAAUGAGAUUGUGAAAGAGGUUGGUGUUCAUGAAACUGAAAACUCUGAAUAUGUGAAGGAAAUCGAUAUUGGGGAUGAUUCAAGUAGCAGUAGUUCCGAGGAGGAGUCCAAACAAGAAGAGAAGAGCCCUGAGUUUGUGGAACAAGAGAAAUUGGAGGAGAAGCAGGAGGAGGUUUCUGACUCAUUUGUUGCCUCACUUGGUGAGCCUGAAGAUCUGCUUCAAGCAGUGGAAAACCCAGUUGAGAACUCAUUAGUGCCUGAUGUGCCUGGGGUGGAAUCAGAAAAAAUUGAGGAGAAACUAUCACAGUCUCUUGAUGACUGUAAUGGGAUUUCUUCAGUUGGAGCAGAGAUGGUGGCAAAUGGUACCAAAGAAACCGAAUUAGCAGCUGCAGAGGAGAAGAAUGGAGAGUCUGCAGGCGUUAAUGAUUUGGGGUCCAAAGAUAAAAUUGAUGAUUUGUUGCAAGAGGCAGUGGUCGUUCCUGCUGUGGAACCCAGUGCCGCCGAGUCCCAGAUUCCUGAAAGCACAGCAUAUCAGGUUGCUGCAGUUGAUACUAGUAAUGUGGGUGAGCACCACAAUCAGCCUGAGAUUCCAGAAAGCACAGGAUAUCAGCCGCCCAUCAUAUCUGUGACUCAGCGUACCCUGCACCCCACAUCUUGGAGGAGUUGCUGCGGCCUGUUUGAUGUUCUGCGACGCUCUGAUAGAUAAUUCUAGGUGAAUUGACUCUCUUUGGAGAUGUAAUCUCCUUUGCCUGUUUGAUUAUUUAGAGAAUUUAUAUGCAUUUAUUUUGAUCGUGGGGAUGAUAUUUAGCUACCUAUUGUGUGAGAUUGAUUGGGCAGUUUGUAUGAUUUUCGGGGUAUCCUUGCCUAUAUGGUAAUUACCUCAGUACUAUCUAGUUUUCUCUGGUUCUGAGAUGUGUGAUAAACAGUUAUUAUAAGUUAUAACUGGGAUUUGUGAACAUUUAUGAGAUAGAAAGAAAAAUAAAGAACAUGGGAAGAAAAUUAAUGAUAUAUUUUUCA